AUGGACAGGAAUGCUGCUGCUGCUGCUGCUGCUGCUGCUGCUGCUGCUGCUGCUGCUGCUGCUGCUGCUGCUGCUGCUGCUGCUGCUGCUGCUGCUGCUGCUGCUGCUGCUGCUGCUGCUGCUGCUGCUGCUGCUGCUGCUGCUGCUGCUGCUGCUGCUGCUGCUGCUGCUGCUGCUGCUGCUGCUGCUGCUGCUGCUGCUGCUGCUGCUGCUGCUGCUGCUGCUGCUGCUGCUGCUGCUGCUGCUGCUGCUGCUGCUGCUGCUGCUGCUGCUGCUGCUGCUGCUGCUGCUGCUGCUGCUGCUGCUGCUGCUGCUGCUGCUGCUGCUGCUGCUGCUGCUGCUGCUGCUGCUGCUGCUGCUGCUGCUGCUGCUGCUGCUGCUGCUGCUGCUGCUGCUGCUGCUGCUGCUGCUGCUGCUGCUGCUGCUGCUGCUGCUGCUGCUGCUGCUGCUGCUGCUGCUGCUGCUGCUGCUGCUGCUGCUGCUGCUGCUGCUGCUGCUGCUGCUGCUGCUGCUGCUGCUGCUGCUGCUGCUGCUGCUGCUGCUGCUGCUGCUGCUGCUGCUGCUGCUGGAUGCAUUGUUCUUCCCUGA
Messenger RNA from Dicrocoelium dendriticum, 588 nucleotides. NCBI's taxonomy places the organism in Eukaryota, Metazoa, Platyhelminthes, Trematoda, Plagiorchiida, Dicrocoeliidae. The record is from the annotation of a GenBank genome assembly.